Messenger RNA from Naegleria lovaniensis, 210 nucleotides. RefSeq lists its product as uncharacterized. Bases 1 to 210 code for a protein of 69 amino acids. The transcript has 3 exons. The record is from RefSeq and is a predicted model, not a curated record. NCBI's taxonomy places the organism in Eukaryota, Heterolobosea, Eutetramitea, Acrasida, Naegleriidae.
AUGUCGCUGUGGAAAUCGAUUGAAGAGAUUAUGAGACAUCCUGGAAAAAGAUUGGCAACACUGUCAGUUAUUGGCUUGGCAUUCAUGAUAGGUGCCGUUGCCGCUCCUGUGUACCUUCCAAAAAGAGACAUUAAAAGUGAAUUGCAACAACUUCAAAAACAAGAACAAUUUAGAACUGCAGAGGCUUUUCGUCGUUCGGAAGGAAAAUAA